GAAGACGGUAGAGGAGGUGAAGUGGCUUUUGCAAUUCAUCUUUUCACAUAAUGGAAUGCUGAUAUUUUAAGCUGGUACAGUGCCUAUUCCACUUGUGGAAAUUGUGCAGUGUCAUACGGCCUAGAGCUUUGCUGCCCGUUUCUCACCAGAUAAAGUUUAGCCAAGGGCCACUUCUCUUCAAGUUCCAGCAUCUCCCAAAGUGCCCUUUGCCCUUAUGGGGAAAUAUGGCACAGGGCCUGGGAUUCCCAAAUUUCCCUGGGUUUGCUCACACUUGCAUAGAUUUGAUUUUAAGAGAGUGAUAGUCACUCCCAGUUUGUCAGAGGCCCCAGGUUUUCCUUUCUGCAAUAAACUUAAGCUUAAAUUAAAAUAAUUUACCUUUUAACUAAUAAAGCUGAGGCAUGAAGUUGUUGAUUACAAAAUUCACAUUUACAAAAUGUUGAAUGAGAGCGAUGCUUCUGAGCAUGUCUUAGGCUUCUUGUUUGUUCCUCAAGUCAGACAGCCUUGUACUGUAAGCUUUAUUUAAAAUCCUUUCUGUCUGUGACACUGUCAAAGGGGCACAUUAACUAUAAUUUGCUUAUGACUAUUCUGUGGCAAUUUGAAUUCACGUGGUCACAAUGCAAAGCAGAAGCAAAAGGGUUAGACUUGGUCUUGCCAAUGCUGUCAUUUUAGUGAGAGGAUAUUUAUUUCUGAAUUCUUUGUUAAUAUGGUUUGUUUCACUUCCUUAGAAUUUCCUGGCUCUUUGUGCGAGUAACUACUACAAUGGAUGCAUAUUUCACCGGAAUAUAAAGGGCUUCAUGGUUCAGACAGGAGAUCCAUUAGGCACUGGGAAAGGAGGUAACAGCAUUUGGGGCAAGAAGUUUGAAGAUGAAUUCAGUGAAUACCUAAAGCACAGUGUCCGUGGGGUAGUUUCAAUGGCAAACAAUGGCCCAAAUACCAAUGGAUCACAGUUCUUCAUCACUUACGGCAAGCAACCGCACCUAGACAUGAAGUACACUGUGUUUGGAAAAGUUAUCGAUGGCUUGGAGACCCUGGAUGAGCUGGAGAAGCUGCCUGUGAAUGAGAAAACCUACCGACCUCUCAAUGAUGUUCGCAUUAAAGAUAUAUCAGUUCAUGCCAACCCUUUUGCUCUGUAGCCACAGAGUGCCCCGACACAUUCUUUAGAGACUGGUCAGAUGGACUGCUGGAUUAUGAAGUUUGAAGUGCCAUUAAACAGGGUUACUUGAGCUGGAUCAUACUUUUGUUCCUUUUGAAUCCUUUGAAUGCAGGAUUUUCAGGAGUUGUGACAUUGUUUGGGAGUUCUCACAGAAAAGUCUUGUGCUUUAGAAGUCAGUUUUUCCAGAGUAUCUUCUAGGAUUUUGAUUUUUAAACAUUGCUUUUUGUACUUGUAAGAUAAGACUUUUAAAAACCCCCCCCCCCCCCCCCCAAUCUUUUGUUUUCUGCCUUAUCUUUCUUAGCGAUACUAUGUCGAAACAAUGUCCUUUUCUACGAUUUCAUACUCCUGGUUUUCUGAAACUUUCUUGUGUAAAUUCUAACUUUACUGGUUUUUAGAAAACUGACUAAGAUAUGCAAUGUUUUCCCUUAGGUGAGAGCAGUGUUGUAGACGAAACCUUUCUCUCCUAGAGGAUUAAAGACCGUGCUUAGAGGAGUGCUUGCUCUUGCACUGCUGUGUGGGAAUGGUAACCUCUUCAACCUCCCCAACAGGUAGAUCAGAAACAAUCACUUCUGCCUCUGGCACAACACUUUUUGUAUGAAAGAGUGUUCAAGUCUUUACAUAGCUAUUGAUCAAAACUUGGUAGUUGUUUGGUCUUACUUGACACCAAAUGUUGUUGGACUCAAAUAAGAAAAUCUGCAAGAAAGUAGAGAGGUAUCUGAAUAUUGACUUGUCAAGAGGAAGCAUAAAAUACAUGCAUACUUACGCAUGUGUGUGUGUGUAUGUAUAUUGCUGAUUCUCCGCUCAAGUCACUUGGUAUAGUAAGCAUAAAAUAAACUGACUUCAGCAGGGGAAAAAAGAGUGAUUUGUAUACAUCA
Messenger RNA from Athene cunicularia (burrowing owl), 2028 nucleotides. RefSeq names its product peptidylprolyl isomerase like 3 (gene PPIL3). Gene Ontology annotation, cellular component: catalytic step 2 spliceosome. Gene Ontology annotation, molecular function: peptidyl-prolyl cis-trans isomerase activity. NCBI's taxonomy places the organism in Eukaryota, Metazoa, Chordata, Aves, Strigiformes, Strigidae. Bases 795 to 1133 code for a protein of 112 amino acids. Gene Ontology annotation, biological process: protein peptidyl-prolyl isomerization. The record is from RefSeq and is a predicted model, not a curated record. The transcript has 4 exons.